Messenger RNA from Lytechinus pictus (painted urchin), 3975 nucleotides. Its product is annotated as cholesterol 24-hydroxylase-like. Gene Ontology annotation, biological process: cholesterol catabolic process. NCBI's taxonomy places the organism in Eukaryota, Metazoa, Echinodermata, Echinoidea, Temnopleuroida, Toxopneustidae. The record is from RefSeq and is a predicted model, not a curated record. The transcript is spliced from 13 exons. Gene Ontology annotation, molecular function: cholesterol 24-hydroxylase activity; heme binding; iron ion binding. Bases 84 to 1613 code for a protein of 509 amino acids.
CGGGUAAGUGUAUGGAGACCUUUCUUCGUAUUGACCGGUUUGGCCGAACUUGUCAAAUUUCCAAGCUGCUGGAUUGAUUCAAAAUGGAGCUCCAUGCCGUAUUGAGAAUAGUUUUCUACACACUCUUGGUCGUAACCUCUACAGUUGGUAUUGCCUUUGUGGUGUUUGCGGGACUCUUGUACCGCUUCAACAGGAAAUAUGGACAUUUGCCUUGCCCAAGACCGACAAGUUUCGUCACUGGUAAUUUGUCUCACGUUAACGCUAUUAGAAAGAAAUUAGAAUUUUCUCUGCUGGCACUCCUGUACCAAUGGUCGAGGGAACUUGGACCAGUCUAUUGUAUACGAUUUAUCUUACGACCAAUGGUAAUAUGCUCCAGUCCUAAAACGGUGAAGGAUGUUUGCCUUGACAGCCGGCAUCUCAAACCUCAUCUUACCUAUGAUUUCUUCUACUCUGUCUUUGGCGAGAGAUUCAUGGGCAAUGGACUGGUUUCACAAACUGAUCACGAGAAAUGGCAUAGCCGUCGAGCUUUGCUGAACCCUGCCUUUAAUCGCAAAUAUCUGAUGCAAAUGAUGGAUCUUUUCAACGACAGUGCGACACGUUUGCGUGAUCACCUAGUCCCCCUUGCUGACGGCAAAACUCUAAUUAGAAUGUUAGAUCAUUUCAACAAUGUCACCUUGGAUGUUAUUGCUAAGGUCGGAUUUAACAUGGAUACAAACGCAGUGGAGACACCCGAUUGUCCAUUCCCAUCGGCUGUGUCACUCGCUCUUGAAGCGAUGGAUGUUAUAUUUAAAAACCCACUGAUCAUGGUGGAUGCUCGCAGCAAGGCUCGUGAUUAUCGCCGCUCGGUGCGCAACGCCAUUAAACUGGUACGAAGAUAUGGCCAGGAAUGCAUUGAAAAGAGAAGAGAGGCAAAGAAGAGGGGCGAAGAGUUGCCUAAGGACAUCCUGACAUGUAUUCUGAAAUUGGAAGAUGAUCUUGGGAAUGGUCGGAAUAUUGAAAUUGCAGAACUGCUCGACGAGCUUGGAACGUUUUUUGUGGCAGGUCAAGAAACAACGAGCAAUCUUCUCGCAUUUACCAUACUUGAGCUCGGGAGACAUGAAGGAGUGGCUAAGAGGUUAAAAGAAGAAGUUGAUGAAGUCAUUGGGAAUAAACCAGUUAUUGAGUACUCAGACCUCCCCAAAUUGGAAUAUAUGUCUCGGGUCAUUAAAGAAACACUGCGCCUUAACCCUCCAGUUACUGGAACAAUGCGGGCUCUAGCUUGUGACGUAAAUAGUUGUGGUUAUGUCAUUCCAAAAGGAUCACCUACAGUUUUCAGUACUUACCUGACGUCACGAAUGGAAGAAUAUUUUGACGACCCUCUCCUUUUCAACCCCGAUAGAUUUAUUCCAAGUGAUGAACUUCCACGACACCUCUUUGCCUACUUUCCUUUCUCUAUUGGUCAACGGAAUUGUAUCGGACAGCAAUUAGCUCUGAUCGAAUCAAAAGUGAUCCUGGCAAAGCUGCUGCAGAGCUUCGAUUUUAGAUUGGAACAGUCCCAACGCCACAUCAUCCUGGCGAAUGUCUCCAAUAAACCUUUGGACAGAUGUAUGACUUACAUCAGCCUUCGAGACUAAACUCGGCGUUUAGUUUCCUUUACGCAAUAUCCCAAACCUGGGGGCCGUUUUAUAAAGCUGUUCGUAAAAGUUACGAGCGACUUCAAGAACCACUGGUGAUCCUUCCUUGUGGUAAAUGAUAUACAGCAAAAAGCUAAUUUGCGAUGGUUUAGCGCGUGAGAAAGGAUCACCAGUCGUUCUUGAAGUCACUCUUAACUUGCGAACAGCUUGGUGUGUGAUUCGUGAAGUUGUUCGUAAAGUUACACACUACUUGACGCACGACUGGAACAUAUUAUUAUAGGCAAAGUUAUAUUGGUGCUAAGUCAGCUCUAUUAUCAUCUACCUGAAGAAUGGGUCAUUAGUCAGUUGUAGAGUCAUCGUAACUUACGAACAGCUUUUAACACUCAACAGGCACGUAUGAAAUGCCAUCACUUAGAGAACCUUAAAUAGAAUAGCAUAUUUAUUUAAAAUUCAAAAUAUUAUUCAUAUAUCUCCUAGCCAUAUCUAAGGAAACGGCAAGAUUGAAGCACUGAACAUAUUGCAUACUAUUGGUCCAUUCUAAUGCUCCCUAUUACACACCGGAUGGCAGUGAAAAUAACCGAUCAUAAUUUGGGUUUUUUUUUACAAAAAAAUCUGAAUAAAAUGAAUUCUCAAAACUGAAAUGAAGCACCGGAUGUAGACACUUAAAUAAAAGGAUGAGGCUUUAAUUCAAUAUACUUCCGAACCCUAGUCAUAAAUCUCUAAUUGACCUUUAAUGAUCAAUUUGAUAUGGCUACAUCCCUGCAAUAAAUCAUUUGGAAACUAUGGUGUCGUGGAUUGCACUCGAUUGCACUUAUUCAACUUGACACUGGAAUGACCUGUGUGUUAUAAAUUCACGGAAUGGUCGCCAAAUUUGAAAUCAACUUGUAAUUAAAUCGAUAAACAUGCCUUUGUGGCUACCAUUUGAGGCCAUAUCGUGAAAUAAACAGUGAUCCAGGUGUUGUUUCACAGACAGAGACGGCCUGAUGGGAAGAAUUAUCAUUGAAUAUACUAACAAUUGCAGGCAAUGAUAGCAAAUUUCCUCUAGACUAUUAGUUAGACUUACAAUGUGAUUUACAAUUCGAAUAUUUCAAACAUGGCUAUGGUAAUCGGUUACACUUCGUAAUUCCGAAGGUUCGUUAUUCCGAAGGUUCUUUAUUCCGAAGGUUCGUAAUUCCGAAACACGUAAAUUGCCUAUACCUCGAUGUUCGUUAAUCCGAAAACGUAAUAGGGUUCGUUAAUCCGAACAUUUGUGGCGUUAUUCCGAAGGUUCGUUAUUCCGAAGGUUCGAUAAUCCGAAAACGGAAUAAGGUUCGUUGUUCCGAAGGUUCGUUAAUCCGAAAACAAAAUAAGGUUCGUUGUUCCGAAGGUUCGUUAGUCCGAAAACGAAAUAAGGUUCGUUAAUCAUUUCGUUUUCGGACUAACGAACCUUCGGAAUUUCGAACCUCAUUUCGUUUUCGGAUUAACGAACCUUCGGAAUUACGAACCUCAUUUCGUUUUCGGCCUAACGAACCUUCGGAAUUACGAACCUUCGGAAUAACGAAGCUUCGGAAUUACGAAUGUAUGCGAUGGUAAUCAAUACAUGUCAUGUGCGCACAUUUCAUUUUGACUAUUACAUGUAUUAGGGUUGAUUUAUUAUUAUUAUUAUUAUUUGUUUUGGCGUCACCUGUGCCUGGGAAGAGAAAAGCGAACUGAAUCACUAUGACCCGCAGGUCUCUCCUCCCGAUAUAACUGAUUGGGGGAAUGCAGGUGGACCACUACACCGGGGUUUCCCCCUACUCUUAUACGAAUAGUGCAGUGGGUUCUUAACGUGCAAAGGUGGUUACUCUCCUCUACACGGGGCCUCCAUUAACGUCCUAUCCGAGGGACGGAGUGUUUUCCAUUGUAACAUAGCCUGCAUCUAUGAAACAUGGGAUUUAAUUGCUCUAUUCUUGUUUCUUAUUCAGAUUCGAAUGUUUUCAACCUGAUUGACUUCUCGAAUAUCAUGUAUUAAUUCGUCUUUCAUAAUUACCUAGAUUAUUGCCCCUCUCUAAUGAAUUCGAGUUCCCUUGCGCCAACACAUCUAUGUGUUUUUAUUAUUGUUUAUACGUCUUUUCAGUUCAUGUAUAUGUGGAACACUUUUUAAUCGGAACAAGUUUCGUUUGGGCCAUCCCUGGUUAGUAAUUGUGGAACUUCAAUCGCCAAUAUGUCGUAUAUUCUUUCCCUAAAUCAAACAAAUGAAUAAACAACUAUUUUAUUUUUUUUUCUUCAUUUUUUCAUUCAAAUACAUCAUUAUUCUUUCCUAAUUCAAAUACUGUUCGAGAGAAAAUAGAUCUUACAUGUUUUAUAUAAAUUAAUAAAUAAAUAAGGUAAUUAUUUUGUUUCA